AUGGAGGACCUCGAGAAUCUACUGCGGGCAUCGUCCUUUGUAUUCACUGAUUCCCCCUCCAGCUCGUACUCGGACGCGUUGAAGGAAUCAUUAAAGUCAAGCCAGCGCAAACAUCUCCGAGCGAUCGGUCUCUGCGCGCUCGACUACUUCCUCCAGCAGAACUUCACCGGACCUCGAGUAGAGGAGUCGAAGCUGGCGGCGAUUGAGGAGGUGCUGGGGUACGAUUCGGACAAACACGAGGCCUGCAUCAACGAGCUCACGGUCGACUCGGAGGUUGCGUAUCGGCACACCGAGCAGCCGUAUCUUUUGAUUCUCGCCCUGCAAUGCUUUCGACUCUUGACUACAGACCAUGAGAAGAUAGAAGGUGACGAAGGGGAGGACACUGAUAGAGACCAGAGGUUCGACAAGCGAUGGCUGGCGCGCGCGUUGAUGGUCCACCAGUCUCUUCUCACCGCUCCCGCCGGCUCACUCCACGACGAAAUCUACUCAAACCUGACCUCGAGCGCGCCUGUGGCUGGCUCUUCACCUACUUCCAACAACACCGACGACGCUACCGAGAAACUCCAGCUUGAAGCCGCCGAAUACUCAAUGGAGCUCGCGCGCGCAGACAUAUUCUACUCCUACGACUCUCGCGCGACAAAGGCGCUCGAGAACGCCAAAAAGAUGUCGGGUUUGCAGGUCAAGGUUACGGGUGUGAAGGCUUUGAGGACAAAGUUCCAGACCAGACAGAUCACGGGGUUAGUUGUUCUUGCGCGAAGCAGAAAGACAGCUGCUGGUGCGCAGCAGGGGGAGGCUGCGGCGAUGCCGGUUUCGCUGCCUUUGAACUCUGAUUUGCUGCUUGAGACGCCUCGGUUUAUGAGCUCAGAAGAAGAGUCCUCUGAUGGAGUCAACGCGGCGACUGCAGAGGAGCUUGGCGACGAGUUAGCGGGAGAAGAUCCCAAUGCUCCCUCGCCACUUGCCGACAUUGACAGCUGCAUUCUACUUCUCACCGAGCACAAAAUGCGCGUGUCGUCGCCCUCGCAAGAUCCGGUCGUGACUGAACAACUCCAGGCCUACAUUUCCCGCGUGAUCUCGGCCUCGGGCCCAGCCGGAUCGGUCAACUGGACGCUCUACUCGCGCGCGCUGUGGGAGCGAAGUGUUCUCGAGUCGCACUCUGCAAAGACAGUCGAGCGCGGCACGCUGCAGCUUGCGAGCUUGGUAGACGAACUUGGUGUUGCGUCGACCGCGACGUCGUUUGCGCGCGGACCGAGUGCCUCGGGUCAGACAGAAACCAGCGCGUCGUCGGCACCAGCGCAUGAGCGACUGCGGUUCAUUCACUUCCUGCCUUUGAUGCCUCGUUGGUCUAUGGACCUGCAGUUGGCGGAGAAGUACCUCUCGCUUGGAAUGGUGCGGUCCGCGCAAGAGAUUUACGCGCGCCUGAAGCUACCGAUCGAGAGUGCGCUGUGCACGGCCGCAGGAAACGAGUCAAAGGCAGAGGCGAUCAAGAUUCUGGAAGACUACAUUGCCAGUGGCGACCAUUCCGAUACAGCUCGUGCGUGGUCGUGUCUCGGAGACGUAACUGCCAAGCCCGAGUACUGGCUGAAAGCGUGGGAGGUCGGCAAGUACGCGGCCGCUAAGCGGUCUCUGGGCGAGUACUGUUUCAAGAACGGCCAGGCUAGCGAGAGUAUUGUACAUUUACGGGACGCAUUGAGCAAAAACCCGCUUAACAGAGACGCGUGGUUUUUGUACGGCUGCGCGGGGCUCGAGACUGAGGAGUUUGAGAUUGCGGCGGAGGGGUUUACGCGGUGUGUGUCUAUGGAUAAAGAUGAUGCAAAGGCGUGGGGAAAUCUGGCGACCGCGUUCUUGCAAAUGGGCGAGCAGCAGCGAAAGAGCGGGAACGACGACGAGAGCAAGGAUAACGCGCGCGAGAAGGAGGCGAUGACUGCGCUGCAGGAGGCGUGCAGACUGAACCCGGACGACUGGCGGUUGUGGAGUAAUCUGGUCAUUGUCUCUGCGCGGCUCGAGAACUGGCAGGCGUGCCUGCGGGGCGUGGUCAAGGUCGCAGAGUUGCGGGCGAAGAAGGAAGGCGAGAACGCGCUCGAUGUCCCGGUGCUACGGGUGCUCGCACAGGUUCUGGUGUCUGACGCCUUUGGCGACCGAAACCACGAGAUGGGCCACGAAGACAGACGGUUGACGGCGUUUGAGCUGCAGGCGAUUAAGCUGUUUACAGAGACGGUGCCGAAGCUGGCUACGAGCACGCCUGAUCUGUGGGGAUUAGUGGCCAAGGUUGAGAUCUGGCGGAAGAAGCCGUGGGCCGCGCUGGACGCGUACGAGAAGAUGCUGCGGCUUGCGCUCACGGUGUUUGAGGCGGAUGAAACGGACGAGAGCAAGUGGCGGCAGGCGGUGGACGCGUGCGAGACGGUUGUUGACGGAUACACGAACCUGGGCGAGCUGCCGGGGCGGAUGGGCGAGGGUCAGGUUGUGUGCAAGGACUGGAGGUACCGGGCGCGGAGCAGCGUGCGGUCGGUGAUGGGCAAGGGCCGGCGGAUGUGGGCGGACGGAGCCGAUUGGGAGCGUCUUGAGCGGAUGCGUGACGAGCUAAAAUAGGUGCUGUGUGAAUAGAAAGGACGAAGAAGCAAGAAUAGAAGUAGGAAAUGUUUACAGUCUGCCGAAAGCAGCAGGAGAAGUGGCUGGUGCCGAGGCUGUGUGUGUGGCUGGGCUGAGCCCCUUUUCUCGCAGGGUUCGGGUUUCCCUGGCGCGCGUCUGAGCAGCGGCCGCCCGACUGCAAACAGCAAAACAUCGUCGCGUCUCUGCGC
Messenger RNA from Myxozyma melibiosi, 2795 nucleotides. RefSeq lists its product as uncharacterized. Gene Ontology annotation, molecular function: protein binding. NCBI's taxonomy places the organism in Eukaryota, Fungi, Ascomycota, Lipomycetes, Lipomycetales, Lipomycetaceae. The transcript has 2 exons. Bases 1 to 2586 code for a protein of 861 amino acids. The record is from RefSeq and is a predicted model, not a curated record.